AUUCCUUCUGUCUUCCCUUUCUUAGUUUGCUUUUUUUGUUCACCAACUCAUUUUUUCCUUACACCCCCCAUUACAUUUCAGCUCAAACCCUUGUAGUGCCGGAAAGGACAAAAAAAUAAAUAAAAUGUCCUAUGUUGUGAAAAUGGAUGAGAAAAAUAAGACCAUAAUUACAGUGAUCCAGCUCUUAGGGUUUCAGACUCCACAAGCUCUAACAUUUGUUUUAUUCUUUUUAUUUCUUCUGAUGUAUUGUGUGACAAUAUGUGGGAAUCUCCUGAUCAUCACAUUGGUGUCCUACAGCAAAACCCUCCAUUCUCCCAUGUACUUCUUCCUCUCUCAGCUCUCUGUAAUGGAUAUUUUAUUGACAACUGAUGUUUUUCCAUAUAUGCUUCAUUCUAUGUUGGAGAAAGAUUCUGCCACCAUGUCAAUUUCUAAUUGUAUCAUACAGUUUUAUUUCUUUGCUGUGUCAGAAACCUCAGAGUGUCUUCUGCUGACGGUGAUGUCUUAUGACAGAUAUGUGGCCAUCUGUAAACCAUUGCAUUAUACUUUAUUAAUGAGUACUCAAUUUUGCUGGAUAACAAUUCUAACAAGUUGGAUUUUAAGCUUUCUUUCUGGAUUGAUUUAUACUAUAGAGAUAUCGAAGCUACAGUUUUGUAGUCCUAAUGUUAUUGAUCAUUUUUUCUGUGAUCUUGGCCCAAUUCUAAAACUUUCCUGCUCUGAUACAACCAUUGUUCAACUAGAAUCAACAUUGAUAAAUGUCGUUUUUGCUUGCGCCCCAGUUAUUUUCAUCAUUGUGUCAUAUGUUUAUAUUAUAGUCACCAUUUUUAAAAUCCCCUCUAUUACAGGAAGACAGAAGGUUUUCUCAACAUGCAGCUCCCACUUGAUUGUUGUUUCCAUGUUUUAUGGAACCUUAAUUUUUGUUUAUUUGAUACCUAGGAGAGGGCAAUUAUUGAACAUUACUAAAUUCAUAUCAUUACUGUACACUACGGCAACGCCAAUGAUAAAUCCAAUUAUAUACAGCCUGAGAAAUAAGGAUUUGAAACAAGUCAUAGAUAGAAUUGUCAACAACUUUUUAAAGAUGCAUUUACAUCAUUAUUAAAUGUUAAAGG
Molecule: messenger RNA, 1106 nt
Organism: Rana temporaria (common frog)
Lineage: Eukaryota; Metazoa; Chordata; Amphibia; Anura; Ranidae
Product: olfactory receptor 1468-like
Exons: 1
Coding region: 125-1096 (323 amino acids)
Biological process (GO): G protein-coupled receptor signaling pathway
Cellular component (GO): membrane
Molecular function (GO): olfactory receptor activity; G protein-coupled receptor activity
Source: RefSeq, a predicted model, not a curated record